This is a messenger RNA of Emericellopsis atlantica, 912 nucleotides long. RefSeq lists its product as uncharacterized. Lineage: Eukaryota; Fungi; Ascomycota; Sordariomycetes; Hypocreales; Bionectriaceae. The transcript has a single exon. The record is from RefSeq and is a predicted model, not a curated record. The coding region runs from base 209 to 814 and encodes 201 amino acids.
UGGGCCUUGACGACGGCGGCGAGGAGGGCGGCGGCGACAGCGUACUUCAUGUUGGCGGUUUGGUGGGUGGGGAGUAUUAGAGAUACUGGUGUGUAUAAAACAGGCUGAUAGUUGUACAAGAACGAGUGAACUAGAUUGUUGACCAAGCGAGUGGAUGAGGAGAGGAAAAGAGAGAGAGCAGGUCUAGGUCGUAGGGGCGGAUCGGCUUAUGUACCUGAUGGAGAGAGAGCUGGCAGCCUGUCGCUUGCUUGCUUGCUUUCUUGCUUGGCUGGCUGGCUGGCUGGAGCAGAGCGAGCGCAGAGAUCCCGUUCGCUGCCUCGCGCACACCACCUCUCCCCAGCGCAUGAUGGAUGGAGGGUCCGGUUGGACGCAUCGCGUCCUCGCUCCGAGAGGGUUGCAUAUGCGGACUGGGGUAAUCCGGGGCCAGACUGGACAGACCGCCAGGGGCAACGGAUCCAUAUUCCCACUUGCCCAGUCGCUACUCGCUGGUGCUGGGAGCGGCCGAGCGCCAGUGGCGGCUGGACGCGGGCCCAACUUCCAAAUUCGACAGCUGCAUCGGCCAGGCGAUCGACGCGCGAUGGGCCGGGGGGGUCGUUCCCUGCUCGAGGCCUUUCAGGCGGGAUGUGAGCCUCGGGUGGACGAGUGGGCGCUGCUCGACGCACAUGUGACGUUCUCUGGCAGUGGUACCUGUCGAUUGAUUGAUGCGUGGCUGGUCGAGAGGCAUGACUGGGAGGAGGUUGGAAUUGAGUUUUUAGGUUGUCACAGCCACAUGAUGGUGCACCGUAUCUUCGUGUUAAUCGUCAAUAAGGUGUAAUAGUGAGCCCAGACUCAUUUUUAGUGCUUGGACGCUCCUUUCAGCAUUGCUUGCAUUGCUCCAUACUGUUCAAUGGCAAUAUUGACAAGGAAUUUGUG